Messenger RNA from Brassica oleracea var. oleracea, 702 nucleotides. Its product is annotated as protein translation factor SUI1 homolog. Bases 195 to 533 code for a protein of 112 amino acids. The transcript has 2 exons. Gene Ontology annotation, molecular function: translation initiation factor activity; RNA binding. Gene Ontology annotation, biological process: translational initiation. Lineage: Eukaryota; Viridiplantae; Streptophyta; Magnoliopsida; Brassicales; Brassicaceae. The record is from RefSeq and is a predicted model, not a curated record.
CCAUAGAUCUGCGGCUACGAUUUAACCGCCUCAAAAGAAAGUUUAAUUGGUAAAAGAAAAAAAGAAAACCCCUAUAAGUACACACCUAUACUCUCCUUUCAUCUCCAUCAAUUGAAAAACUAAACUCAAAAGACUUCGAUCGUCUUCAAGAGAGAACCGAACAGCUUCCGUUACAAAGUAACCAAGUUUAUUACAUGGUUGAGUUAGACAUCCAAGUUCCAUCAGCAUUCGACCCAUUCGCAGAAGCUCAAGAAUCAGAUGCACCAGGGACCAAAGAGUACAUCCACGUCAGGAUCCAGCAGAGGAAUGGGAAAAAGAGCUUGACGACUGUUCAAGGUCUGAAGAAAGCGUACAGCUACGAGAAGAUUCUCAAGGAUCUGAAGAAAGACUUCUGCUGCAACGGGAACGUGGUGCAGGACAAGGAGCUUGGGAAGAUCAUUCAGCUUCAGGGUGAUCAGAGGAAGAAAGUCUCUCAUUUUUUGGUUCAGACUGGGAUUGCUAAGAAGGAACAGAUCAAGAUCCACGGUUUCUAAGUGGAUCGUUUGAUAAUUCUCUAUGUUACUAUAUAUAUGCGAAUAAUUGUACGCGGUGUGUGUGAUCAUUUGGAAGUUGGUUUUUCGUUUUGGUUGAAGGUGUGUGAUAUUUGACUUGUGAAAUGAUGAUAAAACUUUCGAUUGUUGUAUUUACCAUAUCUUUGUUGAA